This is a messenger RNA of Symbiodinium natans, 1319 nucleotides long. The record is from the annotation of a GenBank genome assembly. NCBI's taxonomy places the organism in Eukaryota, Dinophyceae, Suessiales, Symbiodiniaceae.
AUGGUUCUGGGGCCCCUGCUGAGGCAUGGCUUCAAGACCAGCAUCCAGGCGCGCUGCGGACAAUCGCUGAUUGACCUUACCGAAAACUUGGGCUCCUCGUGCCCAGCCUCCGCGGCAGACCUCAGGCCCGCGGUUUUGGCCUUUGAGGUUCUGCUGUCAUGGAGCUUUCACUACUACCAGAAGCUGUUCCAGCAAUCCUACGACUCCGGCCACCAAACUGCAGACGACUACACCUUGAUGUUGGAGGGCGUUCCGAAGAACGUCACUUCUGAGUUGCAGUUGCAUCGGCAGCUAGAAAGAGAGCUGCACAUGGAGGGCAAAAUCUAUGGCGUCUGCAUACUUUACGACUUCCUCCACCUGCCUGAAGAGACCAGAGAGAAGUUGGAGGAUAUGCUGGAGCACAUCAUUGAGCUUGACGACUUGCAGACCGGCUGGGCCCAACCCCACGUCUCAACCUUGGAGGAGCAUCUUGUCCAGGACAUCAAGGAGGAUCAGAAGGAGUUCCGGGAGAUCCUGCUCAAGGAGAUCCGCUGCUGCGGCCGCGCCUACGUCAUCUUCCGCACCCAGGAGGCCAUGAUCCGGGUCCUGCGCGAGAGGAGCGGCAUCCAGCGCAAGAUCCUCGACCCCACCGCCACGGACGAGCUGGAGAUGGUGAAGAUCUUGAACCGCGGGGAUCAGCCAGACGGACUCCGCUACGAGAAGGCAGAGCUCCUGCCGCGGGAGAGGGCCAAGACCCUGGCGAUCUUACCCAUCCGGCAGUUUGCUUACAUCUUGAUUUACGUGGUUUCCGCGCAGCUGUUCUUCUACUUCAUGCAGAAGCCUUGGCAUGACUGUGCAAUGGAAGCCUCGAGUGGAGCAGCCGGAGUCCAACUCGCAAGCAAGGGAGGCUUUCCUGCAAAGAGGAGAGGAGGAGUGCUCCUUGUGAACUUCGCCAUUCAGACGGCUGUGGCCUUUGAUGUCGAAGGCUGCGACUUCAUUCGCAUUGCCAAAGUGGACGAGAUUACGUUCAUUUGGAACACGCUCCUCAUGGUUAUCACCCUGCUGUACAUCGUGUACCAGGAGUGCGAUAAAGUCGGCUUGCGCUCUACAUUCCUGCCACCGGAAGAAGAGUUUUCCGCGGCAUGGUGGGAGUGGCGACGAGGUUUUCUUCUCUCAGCUCUAGCGGAGAUUCGAGCAUAUGACGCGCUGCUGUCGGUUUUCACGGAACAGACUAUCAUGCUCUACGUCCUUGGUGAGGUGGGCAACGUCCUCGGGCCUGUCCUGUUCUUUUGGUUCGCUUUGCGCGCCGUCUUUAUUUCGAACAUUGGCGGAUCACCAAC